Molecule: messenger RNA, 2423 nt
Organism: Drosophila subpulchrella
Lineage: Eukaryota; Metazoa; Arthropoda; Insecta; Diptera; Drosophilidae
Exons: 1
Coding region: 56-2047 (663 amino acids)
Molecular function (GO): protein binding
Source: RefSeq, a predicted model, not a curated record
CGACGACCACGGAUGAGUUUAGGAUAGUUUAGCGGAUUCGCAGUGACACGCUCCGAUGGGCACAUCGCAUUUUUCCGAGAUGAUGACGCAGUGCGUCUUCGUCGUUGUCGUAUCGCUGAUUUUGUCACACGUGCGGGCAGCUGGCGAUGAGAUGAUGCCUUCCGCCUACGAGUCCAUAACAUUGCCUCCUGCUUGCGUCAUUCGUGCCACGCUCUAUAUGACAUCUUCUUCGAAAAGGAGCAAUCAGGACUUUGGUUUGCCUCUGGAUAUUGACUGCAGUGUAAACAAUACCCUGGAAUCGAAUCCCUUCGAUAUGGGCGCCCAAAGAGUGGCCGGAAAGAGGCAUGUCCUCCUCGAUGGCUCACAAACACCUCCCUUGGGUAUCUCAAGUUAUGGUUUGGAGUACCUGGACAAUUGUGUAGAUCUAGAAAGUGUUGAGAUCCAACGAUUUGUGGGCGAUGCCACCCUGAAAUUAAGCUGUGGAGGAGCUUUAAUACCAAAUCUCACCAAAGUAUCCUUAAAAAACAAUGAAUUGGGUACAUUAAGUGAAGAUACAUUCCAGGACUUGCCACAUCUGAAGCUUCUGCAACUGCAACAAAACUCCCUGAGGUACCUGGAAAAGCUUCAAGGAUCUGCCGAACUGGAGGAGCUCUUUAUCCAAGAUGAAAAUGAUCUGGUCCUAAAGGAUAAGGACUUCAUUCAGCAGCUGCCUGAGUUAAGAAAACUAAGUUUGAUAAAUAUCAAACAAAUAGAGGGCACAUUUUUAAAGAACUUACCAGAAAAUUUAACCGAUCUGACACUCGAAGAUACGCCCAUCCAGCCGGGAGACUUAUUUUUGAACAAAGGUAUAGCCAAACUUGUUAACGUUACCCUCACAAAUUGCCAGCUGCGAAACUUUGCUUUGAAUCCCCCACACAAUCUGGACAUUGUUUAUCUGAACCUAAGUGGCAAUGCUUUGGCGUCUUUAAAUAUAAGUUUUCAUGAUGGGCCAAGUACGCUUACCACAUUGGACUUGAGCCGAAAUAAGUUGGAUCACUUGAACUUCACAUGGUUUUAUAGGACCACCAGUCUGCGGACUCUCUACCUGCAGGAGAACCGCUUCCAUUCAUUGUCGCUCUUCCAACUGGGUAUGCUUUCUUCAGCUACAAUUCAGCAUAUUGAUUUGAGAUCAAAUGAUCUAAUGAGCCUUAGGGAUACAGAAAAAGCCAAUUAUCCGUACUGGAACCCACAGCUCCGGAUCUCAAUCGAUGGUAAUCCUUGGAGCUGCCAGUGGUUGCUGAACUUCUCGCACACUCAGCCCCAGCUAUUUCGACUUUUCCAGUACUCCAAAUAUAUAUCCCAUAUCAAUGUUAACGGACUGAGCUGUAAGCCUAAAGAACCGCCCACGGAAGAACCGCCCAAGGCGAGAAGAAUUAUGCAUGUGAGAAUCAAUGGUUCGGAUUCUUCGAUUCCAGUGCCGCAUCCGCCCGGAAACGUCUCCAGUUUUACAGUCCUUUAUGGAAAUCCUGUCGAACUGCAUCGAAGUCAGCGAUCUUUGGCUUUGAUAAUCGUGUUCAUGUUGCCUCUAGGGAUUGCAUUUCUUUUCCUGUUGCUCUAUCUAUACCUGCAUUGCGAGCGACUCUUCCAUUUGUCUUACUACGCGUCGGGAUUGCCUUGUUUUGGUGGCGAAAAAUCCUCCAGUGGACCUAGGUUUGUGGACCAUGUGGAUAUCGUGCGCUUUCCCAUUGCAAAUGGUAAUGGUUCUGCUGUGGAUUUGGAAACGGAGCUGCCAGACGGUUACGAGACUCCAGUGAGUGGAGGUACCUCGAUUUGCAAUUGCACGGGUCACAGGGAGUCCACCUGCUCAAGGACUCAUCAUGUCACCUACGAAUCUCUACCCACCGAACUGCCAUAUCAACUGUACGCAGAGAUCAAAGAGCAGGCGGAUGAGAAUGGAGACACGGAUGAUAUGUUGGCAGUCACUCCAGCUCCUACGGCUCCCAUCUACGAUCAUCUGUCCUUUGUGGAGGAGGUGCCAAAACUGGACGAACUGAGAGACAUUUCUUAAAUAUCCUUCACACCGCAUUCAUAAACUUAUACUCAUCAAAACGAAAUUACUAUAAAAUAGUCAAUACACUCGUUACGCUUAGAGUAUAUAUGUUUCUUGAUCAGGUUCACUAACCGAGAUCUUAGGAACUGUAAAAAUAUAGUGUUUAUUUCAUUUUAAAUUCGCACGUUAAUUUAUAGUAAGUGUCAUAAGGGCAUUAAAAAUGUUACAAGAAUGCUCUAUCACACUUCCUGCAAAGUUGGUUGCCAAUCACAUCUAAGAAUUUCUGUGACGUUAUUACUAAGUAUGUUUUGUUGGUAUUGUGAUAAGCUUUUUUAAAAUAACUUUAGCGCUACCGAAAUUCUCUAAAUUAAAAACGAAUAAUUUUUAUUAUUUA